GGAUAUCCAUAGCUGAUUUUUCUUUCUUAUGAUGGCUUACACAUUUUCUUUCCUAUGAUUGCAAGGGGGCAGCGGAGAGCCGCUGGCUCCCAAGGCCUGUUUAGGGAGGCGGUACCGCUGUCAAAUCACUGUGGCCACCCCGCGAGGCAGCACUGGACUCAACACGGUGGGCCGACGGACGGGAGAAGAAAGGCGGAUAUUCACCGCCCCAGGGCCUACUGGCGUGCGUUUGGAGAAGGGCCAACAGACAACCAGCUGCAGACAAGCCCGCGCCACCCUCCGCUACGACCGCCGACAGACAGCAGUGGAGGAGGAGGGACGGCACAACUACGGGCGCGACUACGCGCUAGAGAGUAGUGGUGGACUGGGUGGAUGAUUGCUUCCUGCGCUCUUGUCGCAGUUCGGAAUUUGCAGUGCGCCUGCGCGUUGGUGGAGGAGAGGAGGGCGGUGUCCGGCCCUGUGUUUUGAACGUCUCGAUGCGGGUAGCUCACUAUUUGGCAGGAAGGUGAGGAGGUCGCUAUCCUGGCGGCGGAGUUCGUGUACGGAGGGGUCGUUCCAAAUGUGGCAGAGGCGAACAGGAGGCAGCAGUGGUGACGGUGGAGGGGGACAAACGAGACAAGAGGAGCAGCUGUCCUUACUACUACAGCGGAGAAUCUGAGUAGCCUAGUGAGAUAGGAGGACUGCUGCGGCUGCAGUGCUAACGUUCCUAGGCCGUCCUCCUGGUACUCCUAGGCGCCUAUCCCCCCCAGUAGGGAUUCAAGAGGGAGACCUUUUUGUGCUCUCCAGGACCGCAGUGGGCUGUGUGACCCAGUAUCUCCCCCUGGGCUGGGACACCUCUCAGGGUAGAUUUCGCGAGGAUUGAAGGAUUGCCCAUCGAUUUCACAAGGACUCAAAAGGCCUGAUUUCAUGAGGUUCACCAAUCCUCCAUUGAUGAAUGCCAGCACAUAAAAAAUGAUAUAAUUUAAAGUGCUUCUCCUAUAUUUGAGGAAGAACAAAUUGGUGAUUGGAUGGUGGAUUAAUAAGUAGCUGUUGUAUUACGAGAGUAAGAAGAUAUUUUGGGAGUUGGGAAGAACUGGAUUUUCACCCUAGUCCAGCAGCUUUGCUGCUCGCUUAAACACAGAUGAAUGAAGACCCCAUUUGGAAAAUCGCCAGGUCAGCGGUCCAGAGCUGAUGCAGGAGGAGGCUGUGGGGAACCAUAUCAAAGGCCUUGGAGAAGUCCAGGUAGACAACGUCCACCACCUCUUUUCACCUAUCCUGGUCAUGCAGGAGUCUCUGCGAGCAUGAUGAAGAGAAGAACUUCCCAUAAAAAGCAUAGAAACAAUGUUGGACCAAGCAAACCUAUUUCUCAGCCACGAAGAAACAUUGUAGGCUGCAGAAUACAGCAUGGCUGGAAAGAAGGGAGUGGACCUGUAACACAAUGGAAGGGCACAGUUCUUGAUCAAGUUCCUGUAAAUCCCUCUCUCUAUCUUAUAAAGUAUGAUGGAUUUGAUUGUGUGUAUGGACUAGAACUGCACAAAGAUGAAAGAGUUUCAGCACUUGAAGUCCUUCCAGACAGAGUUGCUUCAUCUCGAAUUAGCGAUGCCCACCUGGCAGACACAAUGAUUGGCAAAGCUGUGGAACAUAUGUUUGAGACAGAGGAUGGCUCAAAAGAUGAAUGGAGGGGGAUGGUCUUGGCUCGAGCUCCUAUUAUGAACACAUGGUUUUAUAUUACCUAUGAGAAAGAUCCUGUCUUGUACAUGUACCAACUCUUAGACGACUAUAAAGAAGGUGACCUUCGCAUUAUGCCUGAUUCCAAUGAUUCACCUCCUACAGAACGGGAACCAGGUGAAGUUGUGGACAGCCUGGUAGGCAAACAAGUAGAAUAUGCCAAAGAAGAUGGCUCAAAACGGACUGGCAUGGUCAUUCAUCAAGUUGAAGCCAAACCAUCUGUCUAUUUCAUCAAGUUUGAUGAUGAUUUCCAUAUUUACGUCUACGAUUUGGUGAAGACAUCCUAGGCGUCAUCAUGAACUUCUGCCAGAUUUGUGGAACUAUUAAAUGUAAAAUUUGUAGACACAAAGACUUGACUGUUUUUCAGUUAAAUGAAAGCUUAAAUGUCCCUGCGAACCCACAAUCUCUGCCAGCAAAACUGUUUUGUUCUGAAUAAUACAAAUUUAUGUGAAUGUGACACAUUUUGUGUAAGAGAACUCCUUUUCUGGAAGGAAGUCAAUAUAUUUGGAUGGGAGGGAGUUAAAAGCAAAGAACAGCUGCAAAUUCAAGCUACUAUUGUAAUCUUGAUUUUUUUUCAUAGAUUUUAACAUUUUCUUCAACCUUGCACUCACCUGCUCAACUGCCACAUGCAAGUGUAGCUUGCUAUUUUCGAUAUAUCUUCUUUUGCAACAUUAAAUUUAAUUUCUUGGCUACUGGCAGUCCUUGUUUUCUGAGUUGGGACAGAUGUGACUUUUCUGAAAGGUUUAAACAGUUUGUGCAGCAGUAAGGAGUGCCUAACCCAAGUAACAGCAAUCUACUGUGUUUCUACACUUUAUUUCAAAUUAAGCUUUUUAAGGACUUGCAGUACAUGGAAAUACUUGUGCAUUUUACUAGUCACAGAGCAGUAGGAUAUCAAGUGUUUGACUUACACACCUUUCAGUGAAAAGGCUUUAAACUAUAAAAAUAUAUUUAAUCUGUAUAACCAGUUAAUUAGAAAAUGCAGGUUAAGUGCCUGUGUUUACAAGUUGUAGGAACCAGUAAAAUACACACAACAAAGCUGCCUUUAACCCUAAAUGUUGUACUCUGUUUUGUUAUACGCAUUUCUCAGCAGAACCCAAGUGCUUGGUGCCACAAGUUUAACGGUAUAUAUGCUACUUAAGAAGACUUUAGACUACGCAUUGGCAAUCGGUAGUCUCAUUUAAUAUCAGACCCUAGCAACCUGAAUGUUUGUGUGUGGACUUAGAAACCUAAUAGUAGUUAAUCUUUUACAUGGUAAAUACAGUCUUAUGGGGGUGGGGGGGUCCUUUUACACUGAAGACCUCCUUUAGAGAAGCAGCAUUUUUUGCCUUCUGCUCAGUCUGCUGUAUUCCUUUGCUUUGUUUUGUUAUGGGUUUUGCUAUUGUUUUUAACCAUUUUGGUUCAAGAAGGCAUCUUCUCAAUGUAUUAUUUUUCUGGCUUUUCCACGUAAGGAGUGUCCAGACAAAUCUACAGUUUAAACCUGUUGUUGCCUUUUGUGGUACCCUUGCUUUGAAGUAUGCUGUUAACAUAAUUUUCAUUCUAUGAACACUAGAGUUCUGCAUGCCAGUGGUGUACUAUCUAAUGGGAGCUAUAGACAGUCUCAGUGGUUCAGUCAUCUGCAUUAGAUUGUGGAUGUAAAUAGCAGCCCACAACAGCAGAAUCCUUUCACAGUUUUAAUCUUGCAAGAUAGUUGUAAAUCAAGGUUAGGGUAUUUGUUGUUUUUUUUUAAGUGUAGCAACUUUUAAAAGCAUCAGAAUUGUAACAAGGAUCAGCACAGCAACAAAAUUGCCAUGUUUCAGUCAAAGCACUGCUUCAUCAGUCAAAGCACUGCUUCACAGAAAUAGAGUAUGUGAAGACUGAAUACAGUCAACACUUAGAAAGAAGGACUGCAUAGAUAUCCAACCUUAUGCUGUUAGUGGAAGGAUGCAGGAGAGGUGCUGUUAAUCUGAGAUCAGAGGUCUGACCUCUUUUGUGGGUAUUCUUGAUAUCAAAGACUCAGUGGUUUAAGCCCCUUUCUGUUCUUUUUUUUUUUUUUUUGCCUGAUUUCAUAUUUUAGCCUUAAGGCUUGUGCCUCAUUAUGCUGUUAAAUGGUAAUACUGUAUAAAUAUGGUAUCUUAACUCUUUGUCCCUUGCUACUAUAUUGCAUUAUGUCCUCUAUUUCAUCAUGGGCAACUAAAGGCAGGCUACUGUCUUUCAGUUCACAGCUUCUCAAUCCAGUCUUUAAGCACUGAGUCAGUAAAUUUUCAUUGUGUUUUAAACAAAGUGAGCAGAUUUGCAACACAGUGCUUUCAUCCUGCAGAUCUGUUAUGUGCUUUCUAUUGACUCUUAAGAGUCCUGCAUGUAAAUCUCAAAGCUGAGCCUGGCUCCAUGAGCCCAAGUUGAUAUUUGUGGCACAAGACUGAGUGUAUUGAUUACAUACAAAAUACAUUAAUAACUUAGUAUGAUGGAUUUUGGGCUUUACAUCUAAGGAAUACAAGGUUUGUUUUGAAAUAUUUGAGGUUUAGGUCUACUGGAACAUUUUUAGCAUUAGGCUUGCAUUUGUGGGUUUUAUGCAAGCCACUCUAAUAUACCACAUAUUUUGCUAAUUAGAAUAUAAUCUAUACACUGUCAAAUUUUAUGGUUGUUUUUAGAUGUCCCCAUUGUCUGUUGCAUGGGGUUUUUUUCUUUUCAUCUUUUUUCUUAAGUUUGGGGGGGGGGGUUUGUUUUGUGGUUGGUUUUUUUGAUAGCUUAAACCACCUUUUUGAGUUUUGAGACUAAUUCCACUCCCUGCCAUCUGCUUUGGGCUUUGUUUUAGGCUCAUGUUUCAGAUCUGCAUGCAGUGCUUGCAUUACCCUAGUAACUACAUGUUGGUCCCUUGUUCUAAGGGUUCAACAUUACUUUUAAAAUUUAUCAUAGGGCUUGUGAUGGCACAAGCCAUAGAUCUUUGUAUAAAAGUUAUUGGCCUCUCUCAUUUACCUGCUAUAGUAUUGUUGUAUAUUGUGUGUGUGCAUGAUGUCAGACUGCCAUGUAAAACUUCUAAAAGGAAAAAAAAACCUUAAAUGCAGACCAUCCUUUUUUGCAUGCUUAGAAGUUUAGAACGUUCAAUGUAACAAACUGAAGUUGCAUGUUAUAAUGUUUAGGUUUGGGUUUUGUUAAGUUUUUAUUUUGUGUUCAGUUUUUUGUGAAUUUGCUUGUUGUGCUGUUUGAAUGGUUGUUAAUAGGAUUAAAUGCACUGGUGAGGCAAACAUAGUUCCAACAGAAGGUAAUUUUCCAGUUGUAUGUGUCAUACAGCAUUUGAAGGGACCAUGUAUUCUGUUCAAGAAUAAAUAAAAUCACAAUCGAUAAGUAAAACACUACUUUUUUUUUUCUUUUGAGUGCCAAACCCUAAACUAAGUUGGACUACAUAAAGACUGAAACACUUUGGGUAAAAUCCUAUUUAUUGCAAUAGGUAUAAGCCUUCCUUAAAUGAAUUAUUUAAAAAUAGAGGCUUUAUCUUCAGAUAGAAUAGAUUACAGUUGCUUCAGGGAAAAAGAAUUAUGGUAAAAGCAGUUUCUGGUUCCUUGAAAAUGCUGUGCUUUUCGUAUUUUAAAUCAUUAGUGCAAUUUGGAUGGUUCUUGGUAUAUGUAUAGUUCAAAGGUCUUCGUGUUCACAUUUUAAAAUUAGGUAAUGACUUCAUCUUUAGAGCUCAGUUUCAUUAUUUUAAUUUUAUUUCUCUGCAUUUAGAAGUAUGAACACUUUAAAUCUGUUACUUAAUUCUGUAAGUAAUUUUUAUAAUUAUGAUGUAACUCUAUCCUUAAAACAUUUAAAAUAAAUCCUUUAUGUGCAA
Molecule: messenger RNA, 5509 nt
Organism: Phalacrocorax carbo (great cormorant)
Lineage: Eukaryota; Metazoa; Chordata; Aves; Suliformes; Phalacrocoracidae
Source: RefSeq, a predicted model, not a curated record